Molecule: messenger RNA, 1923 nt
Organism: Halteromyces radiatus
Lineage: Eukaryota; Fungi; Mucoromycota; Mucoromycetes; Mucorales; Cunninghamellaceae
Exons: 1
Coding region: 106-1851 (581 amino acids)
Source: RefSeq, a predicted model, not a curated record
UUUAUAUAUAUAUAUAUCUAUAUAUACUCACAUUCAUAUAUUCACACACACACAUAUACAGAGACACGCAUACAUACAUACACUUAUAUUCUUUAUCUCAAAACAAUGAGUUCAGUCUCGUCUCAUGAUGGUAGUGAUAAAGAUUCUUUACGACUUCGAGGUACGUCUGACGGUCUUCCUUCUCGGUAUGCUUCUUUACGAAAAACAGACUUAUUGGAUGCUAUGGAAUCUGUUAAAAAUCGUGAUACUGAUAGUUGGAGUGUAGCAGCUACCAUUGAUGACCAAGAAUCUGUCAUUAGUGUACAAGGUGGUCUUGUUGGUCUUUCUUCUAAUAGUACAACCCAUUUGGAUGAUACUUCCUCUUUGAAUGCUGGAAACAACUCUACUAAUCAUACCCUCCAUGGUCUCAGAAGUUUAAACAACACUACAAGUCGACUUUCGCAAGAUAUACCUUUGGAAACUCUACGCGACUUGGAUGACCAAACCAGUACAGGUGAUGACGAAGACAAACGUUCAAGAUCCAACGCAGCGGAAUUUGGUGAUGAUGGUACUCGAUCUGCUAAAGCUGACUUUGAUGAUACUGAUAGUGCUGGGGAUGACAUGGAUAAUGAUGAUAGCAACACUGAUAUGGAGAACCAUAGUAGUAGGGAUGGUGAUAAUGAAAACAACAACAAUGAUGACAAUAACAAUCAACAAGAACAAGAACAACAAGAACAUCAAAAUCAACUUGAUUCCUGCAAACGAACAGCUCGGCCUUUGGACAACCAUCGACGUCAACGAAAACAUAUCGAUGUCGUCAAUGAUUCUAUUGCUGCUCCUCCUCAACCUCAACCCUCCUUUACAGCAGUUACAAAAUCUUAUGUGGAACUAUUGGAAGAAAAUGAUAUUUUACAAACGCAAAUUCAGAAUCUUCGUCUCACUCAAAAGCACCAGGCUCAGGUCAUCGACAAUCUCAGAACACUAACGGAAUGUAAUGAAAAGGUAUUUGAUAAGGCCGUCCAUCUCUCUCAAGAGCAUCUCAGCAAAGUAUCAGAGUCUCAGCAGCUUGAUAAUGAACAACAACAAGAAGAUGAACAACAACAAACGUCUAUAUUGACGCCAACCGUUGCACCUUCCACAUCAUCCUCUUCUUCUUCUUCAUUUGUGAUACCUCCUCCCCCUGUGGUGUUUGCUCAUACGAUCUCUGAUCUCCUGACUCGUUUGGCAGAGUGCGUGAAUCAAUUUGUGAAGCUUACUGUGGAUGUACCAUGGCAGUUAUUAUUGGAACAACAUCUCUUUACUGCAAUUACGGAUGCUUACCUUGUGGCACUUCCAUUUGGCACCGACAAUCAACAACUUUUGAAUACGGCGUAUCGCGAUCAAUUGCGUCGAUUUCAAUCUACUUUGGGUUCCAGUUUUGCAAAAUGGUAUCGUCGUCAAACCGUUCAAUCUCUCUCAUUGAAUCCAGCCACCAAAGAAUACUUGGAACAUAUGCAUGAACAACUUAGUAUUGGAUUGUUAGAUAUCCUGGACAAACAUGGUAUGCAAAAAUCAAAUCAACCUGCUGUCAUUGAUCAAGAAGCUUGGAAGGAUGUGUUACAAUGGUGUCGUAAUCUCUCUUUGGAAAUACAUGGUGGUGAAGCGGAUGUGAUAGCUCAACCUAUUACGAUUGGAUCGGAUUAUGACUCGGAUAUCAUGCUGAUGGUGGCUGAUAAGAACAACAAUAAUGAUGAUGAUGAUCAUAAGACAAAUCCUGAUAUGACUUCUUCUUCUUCUGUGGGUGAAAGGAAAAAGGUCAAAUUUGUUGUGAAUCCUCUUUUCAUUGAUGAAGAUGAUCGUGUACUACUAUUGGCCAAGGUCUUAUUGGAAUGAACAUGGGCUUUUUUUUUUUUUUUUGAUUGAACAUUUAGUUUAGCUUAUAUCUAUUUUAUAUUCCUUUCUUUU